Plasmodium cynomolgi strain B is the source of this 732-nucleotide messenger RNA. RefSeq lists its product as hypothetical. Bases 1 to 732 code for a protein of 243 amino acids. The transcript has 2 exons. NCBI's taxonomy places the organism in Eukaryota, Apicomplexa, Aconoidasida, Haemosporida, Plasmodiidae. The record is from RefSeq and is a predicted model, not a curated record.
AUGUCUUCAAUAGAAUUACCAUCAGAAAUUUUCUAUCAUAAUUUGAAAACUUCCUAUAACAAAUUAGGACAAUAUAUUCAUGAAUGUGAUAUACUACAUCUCCUAAAAACCGAUGAUUCACAAAUUAUGAGUAUUUGUGAAAAUCUUGUACAAUAUCUAAAAAGUAAUUAUGCCAAAGAAAAUGAAGAACAUUUGAAUGACCAGAAUUGUAACCUUUUAAGCCUUUGGAUAUAUGAACAGUUGUUUGAACAUUUAGAAGAUAGUUCUAACAGAGUCCUUAUUACUUAUGCUAAUUUUCAGCAUAUGUUAAGCUAUGUUUUUACAGGUGAUAAUAAAAUCCAAGCCAUUAAAUGCUUGCGUCAGUUAGGUCAACUUGGUUCAUUAAAAAAUGAAUGGAAAAAGAGUAAGGAUCUUUAUGAUUAUUGUGUCGAUUAUGAUGAAAUUAUUAAAAAAGCUAGUUCUAGUUAUGAAAAAUGCAAGGAAUAUGAAGAAUACAUCCAAAAAAAAUCUCCACUCUAUAAAGAAUUUGACAGAUUAUAUAUUCAAGCAUAUAAGAGCGAAAAUAAUGAUUUAUAUAAGAAAUGUAAAAAUUACAACCCGAUAAUAGCGAUACCUAAAUUAGAAUGUGACAAAAAAAAUUUAGCACAAGAAAUGUCAAAUGCAUUUCUGCACAAUUUUCUGGUAAAAAUUCUAAUUCUACAAAAACAUUUGGCAAUGUGUUACUGGGAGUAG